Molecule: messenger RNA, 2705 nt
Organism: Malaclemys terrapin pileata
Lineage: Eukaryota; Metazoa; Chordata; Testudines; Emydidae
Exons: 4
Coding region: 690-2705 (671 amino acids)
Molecular function (GO): protein dimerization activity
Source: RefSeq, a predicted model, not a curated record
CUUCCCGGCCCCCCCGGACACCUGGGUCCCUCCCGAGCGGGCUUGUGUGCACGGGGGCGAGUCCCCCUCUGCAACCCUCUGAGCGCAGGAGGAGAAACAACCGCAGAAGCAGGAAAUCGGGGGCUGCCGGGGGUGGGGAUCGGAGCCCCAAAUCCCCCCCUCCCCAGCUGAGCCAGGUCCGGGGCCGCAGGAGAGCACCGGAGCGGUGUUUUCAGUCUGGGGGGGGGGGGGGAAGCAAUGGCGCUGGCUGGAGAUGGGAAAAUUGUGACUGAUGCUGGUGCAGCGAAGGCAGACGGGCCCAAUGGGCAUUUCUGCUCUGCCUGCGGAAAGACGCUCCAUGGGGUAUGGUAUGUAGGGCUGCCAGGGGUCCCGCUUUGUCCAGUCGAAAAAGGGACCGGACCCUCAACGUCCGGUUAUCGGUGUAACCGCAAUCAGCCUCUCCGGGCAGAGAGGGCCAGAGCAGCAGCGGCUGCCCCCGGGAGGAGCUGCUAAUGGAAAGAAGUGGUUCCAGCCUCCAGCAGAGUGAGUGCGCAACCACAAGCAGUGGGGAGCAACUGGCCUUUAAAGAGCUAAGUGCCUAGCCAGCAGGCAUCAGCGGUCAGCUACGUAGUUAGCGUCACAGCAUCCACAGUCGAUGCUCUUUUAUCUGGCGUCUAAACUGUGCUGCAGUCAGACUAGUGCGAGGCGAAAUGGCAACACCUGAAAAGAGAAAGAUUCAAAGGUUGUGCUCUUUUAAAGACAAGUGGUUGCAACUCCCAGCGUAUCGGAAUUGGCUUAUGAAGGCAAGUGAAGACUCGGGAUAUUGUUCUAUUUGUCGUGUUCAAUUCACGGUUAAGUUUGAUUCUGUAAAAGCUAUCAAGCAUCAUGCGGAGACACCGGGUCACAAAAUCAAAGUACGAGCACAGGUACGGUCUAGUACUAUUGAUCAAUUCUUCGUAAAGGCUGAUACCUCUGAAGAACAACACAUGUGCACAGCUGAAUUGCUUUUAACAUAUCAUGGAGUUAAACACCAGCACAGCUACCGUUCUCAAGAUUGUGGAAGUACGUUGUACCGCUCCAUUUUCACUGAUUCCAAGAUAGCUUCCAAAAUUCACUGCGGAAGGACAAAAGUGGAGGCUUUGAUUGAGAAUGUGUUAGCCCCCCAUUCAUUGAAAAUGGUCGUGCAAGACAUUGGAUCAACACCGUUCUCAAUAGCAAUGGAUGCUUCUAAUAAAGGGAACCCAAAAUUAUUCCCAGUUGCCGUCCGCUACUUUAAUAAAGAUAAGGGAAGCUGCAUGUGUAUCAUAGACUUUUUCGAGGAUGCCGACGAAACAUCAGAGGCAAUUGCAAACAACUUAAAAAGUUGUCUUCAAAAUGCUGGUCUGAUACAUAAUAAAAUCGUGGCGUAUGGAGCAGACCAUGCAUCUGUUAAUUUUGGAAAACACAAGUCUGUUUUUGUGCACCUAAAACAGAUGUUGGAUUUACCAAACCUUGUGCCGGGCCAUUGCAGCGCUCACAUAGUACACAAUACAGCGAAACAUGGCUUGAAAAUGCUUUCUUAUGAUGUAGAGCACUUGGUCAUCAACGUUUUCAGUGAAUUCUCGUCUAGUGAAAAGAAUAUUAGUGAACUUAAAGAGUUCUUUGACUUCAUGGAGACAGAAUAUUCAGACAUCUUACCCCACAUAUCCACACGUUUUCUGACCCUUUUCACGGCUGUAGACAGGUUACUGAAGAGUUGGCCAGCACUCAAAUCUUACUUUGUGAGCAAAGGAGAGGAAAAUGUGUGCUGUGCAAUAUGGGCCUUCCUUUCUGAGCGAGAGCAUGCAGUGUCCGACGAUGAAACUCUUACGCUUCCUGAGCUGUACAUCUAUUUUGUGCACAACAUUAUGAGCCAACUUAACAACACCAUGAAGGUUCUUGAGAGUGAUUACGUUCAGGCAAGUGAACUGUAUACUACAUUCAAGGAGCUGAGGAGAGAGAUUCAGAAUCGACAAGAGAAAGGAUUCUAUGGGUACAGGGUGACACAGUUCUUGAAGAAACUACCGCCUAACCAGCAGAAUACGUUUGUUGGAGAUGCCCAACGGGCUUACACACGCAUGGUACAGUACCUGGAAAAGUGGUUUGAUUUCAGUGAAAACUCAUUCUAUAAGUUGUGUGCACCACUCAGUCUGGAGAGACCUCUUGACCUAGACGAACUGUGUGCUUUGACUACAAACUUCGACAUUCAAGUGGACGGAGAUGAACUAUUUACAGAAAUGUGUACGCUGAAUGAUGUGCUACCGACCCUAAAGAGUUCGACAAAUGAUGCUGAAUCGACACUGCGUCGGCAGCAACAAGAGCACCACAAUGUCUCUGAGGUGUGGGUAGAAUUCUUUAAGCGCUACGAGGCCCCGAACUUACUUAAAAUUGUGCAGCAUGUGCUUGCUAUACCACCCAGCAAUACAUUUGUGGAACGCAUUUUCAGUGUUAUGAAGAACUUGCGGACUGAUGAAAGGAAUCGGCUCCAAGUGGACAUGGCAAAAGCUGAGCUGUUCGUGCACUUCAACUAUCAAAUGACAUGUGCCGAGUUUGCUGGAUUUUUGAAGACGGGGGCGGCUAAGGCGCUUGUGGCAGCAGCAAGAACAUAUCAGAAAUCCCAACCGCUGUCCCCUGAUUGGGCAGACAGGCAGGAUUCAUGUGAGCUGCUCCCAGCCCAGCUCUGCGGGUGGCAGGAGAGGAGCAAGUAG